AAAUAAAUAAAGUUUAUUUUUUAAAAAAAAAAAGAAAGAAAAGGAAAAGCGACAAGGAGAUUAGGAACUGACUUUGCUAAAUUGAAGCACCCAUCUCUCUCAUUUCAUCACUUUCUCUCUCCUCAACUCAGUCAAUUCAUUGAAGAAGAACAAUAAGAACAGCUCCAAUUGAGGUGGGGGUUGCAGACCUUGCAGUUGCUGCAGAACUCUGCAAAUUUGAUGAUGGGAGAUGAUAAAUCAACGGCGAUGGUGAUGGGAAAUAGCAGUAGAGAAAGAGAUCGGGAACUUCUCAUACCAGUCGCUGACUCUUCCGGUAGCCAUGACGAUUCUGCUAAACCUAGCCCUUCUGUUUCUUCUUCCCACCAUUCUGGGCGAGAGACUUUUUCUAAAAUAAUCCGAAGUUGGGCUUCAAAGAAGUUUAUGACUGGAUGUGUCAUCCUUUUUCCAAUAGCUGUCACUUUCUACGUAACCUGGUGGUUCAUACAUUUUGUUGACGGAUUUUUUUCUCCUAUCUAUGCUCAACUUGGAAUUGACAUUUUUGGCCUGGGAUUCAUAACUUCAAUAGCAUUCAUAUUCUUGGUGGGUGUGUUCAUGUCGUCAUGGUUGGGAGCAUCAGUUUUAGGCCUUGGUGAAUGGUUUAUUAAGAGGAUGCCUUUUGUCCGUCACAUCUACAAUGCCUCAAAGCAAAUUAGUUCUGCAAUAUCACCAGACCAGAACACACAGGCCUUUAAAGAAGUUGCCAUCAUUAGACAUCCGAGAAUUGGGGAAUAUGCUUUUGGGUUCAUCACAUCGUCUGUUACCCUGCAGAAUUAUUCAGGGGAGGAGGAUCUAUGCUGUGUUUAUGUUCCCACCAACCAUCUGUAUAUUGGUGAUAUCUUUCUGGUCAACUCAAAUGAUGUAAUCAGACCAAACCUGUCAGUUCGUGAAGGAAUUGAAAUCGUAGUGUCUGGUGGCAUGUCUAUGCCACAGAUCCUCUCAACGUUGGAUACACGUAUCGGACAUAUUGACAGAAUAAGAUCCAACAGAAGCUGAGACUGAUGGUAAUUUUAGGUUAUAGAUUGGCUGUUAAGUAGAUAUAGUUAACCAGAAGUCUCAAUUUGUGGAGAAAAGUACUACGCAAUGCAACCUGUUUAUAUUCAUCUUUGUCAAGACCAAUCAUUAGUGUUAAUUAUUUUUGAAGUUGUUUGCUUCUUUUUUUUGGUUACGAUAUAUAUUAUGGAAUUUCUUGUACAAUGUAGAUGUAGUAGCGUUGUUCAAAAUCAGAAGCACGAUGUUACAUGAAUACAGGUUUCUGUUUAUGUCCA
Messenger RNA from Spinacia oleracea (spinach), 1304 nucleotides. RefSeq names its product protein LIKE COV 1. Gene Ontology annotation, biological process: stem vascular tissue pattern formation. Bases 220 to 1032 code for a protein of 270 amino acids. Gene Ontology annotation, cellular component: Golgi apparatus. The transcript has 7 exons. Lineage: Eukaryota; Viridiplantae; Streptophyta; Magnoliopsida; Caryophyllales; Amaranthaceae. The record is from RefSeq and is a predicted model, not a curated record.